AUGUUUGAACAAAAAGAAUCAUCACAUCUAUUUUAUGAUUUAAUAAUACCAUAUGAUAAAACAUAUUGCUAUCCAAUAACUCUUAGAAAUGAAUAUUUCAAUAUUCAACCACAACAUAUUGAUUUUAUUAGUGAAGAUAUUUGUCCUGAAGUAGAUCAAAUUGCUAAAAGAGAAUGUAUUGUUACUAACUUUUCAAAUGAAACAAUGAAUUUCAUUUUUCAUGGAAAACAAGAACCAAAGUAUGAGAUAAUAUUUGUUCCAUGCAGAGGUAUUGUAAAAUCAAAUGACUCAGUUACAGUUCAAAUUCAAAUUUGUGUUCAUUGUACAACUACAAUUCAUGAAAGUAUAAAGGUUACUGUAGGAUUUUCACAUUUUAAAAAGGUACUUAAAGAAUAUCUUUCUCAUCAACAUAUUAGUACUAGUAAAUCUGACAAAUCAAAUAAAUCACAACGGUCUGGACGUUCUUCAGUAUCUAGUUUAUCUAACCAAAACUCUACUUCUUCAGAAGAGGUAAUAACAAACUUUAAUAAAGCAAAACAAUUUUCAGUUGAACUAUCAUUAGACGCUCGAAGUAAAUUAUCAACAAAACUAGAUGAAGAUGAAAUUCACACCUUUCAACCACCUAUAGGUGAAGGAACGUUUGGUGUUGUUUUUAAAGGAGAAUGGAGAAAAAUAGAUGUUGCUGUAAAAUGUGUUAAAACUGAUUUUGAUUCUAUAGAUGACUUAAUACCUUCUAUACUUGAAGAAGUAAAAUUAUUAGAACAAUUACGUUCACCUUGCAUUAUUUCAUUUAUAGGAUAUUGUAUCACAAAAGAAUCUAUUUGUUUAGUUAUGGAGUAUUGUCCACUAGGUUCAUUAAAGAAAUAUCUUCAAUCAAACCCAUCAACUAAUUUCCUUAAAUUACGUUUUUGUCAAGACAUUGCUCGUGGAAUGUUAUAUCUUCAUGAAAACGAUAUUAUUCAUAGAGACUUAAAACCAGAUAAUGUAUUAGUAAUAAGUAGUAAUCCUAACGAUGAAGUUGUGUGUAAAGUAACAGACUUUGGAACAUCAAAAAUUCUUAUUGAUAAAUCUGGAUUAGGUAAAGAUAUUAAAGACAUUGGUACACCAAUGUAUAUGGCUCCAGAAAUUCAUACAUUAGGAGUAUUAAAUAAGAAAGUUGAUGUAUUUUCUUAUGCAAUUUGUUUAUUAGAAAUUUGGUUAGGAAGAAGUCCUUAUAAUCCAGUUAAAUUUCCUGAUGCAGAAAGUAUAUUGUCAUUUGUUUCAUCAGGACAACUACUAGAAAUUCCACAAAAUUGUCCAUAUAAGAAAAUUAUUAAAAGUUGUUGGCGUAAUCGUUCUUCUAAACGUCCAUCAUUUAAUGAAAUUGAAAAAGAAUUAACAGUAAUUCUUUAUAAUGAAAAAGAUAAAAAAACAUUUACCACUCAACAAACAACUGAAAACAAUCUUUUUCAAGACACUACCGCUUUUAGAACAAUGGUACAAAUUCAAGGUAUAGAAAGUGAAGUAAUAGAAGAUUUACGUUCAAAAACAAUUAUGUAA
Molecule: messenger RNA, 1539 nt
Organism: Entamoeba nuttalli P19
Lineage: Eukaryota; Evosea; Mastigamoebida; Endamoebidae
Product: protein kinase domain containing protein
Exons: 1
Coding region: 1-1539 (512 amino acids)
Biological process (GO): protein phosphorylation
Molecular function (GO): ATP binding; protein kinase activity
Source: RefSeq, a predicted model, not a curated record